GAAACAUUCAUCCAGACUCACUCUACGUGUUUCUGUCUGUGCGUUUGACUUUGAUUCAACGUUGCCCGCGCUUAUCUAUAUAUUAUGUCCGUACAUAUAGCUAUACCUACAUAAAUUUUCAUUGCGCUAAUGUUCUAACCGCACCUUGUCGCGCAUCCGUUGUUAUUAUAGUAUCCACUUGUGUGUUAUGACUGCAAUUUAAUCGCGGACAAUUAAGUAUUUCUGUGUGACAUCGCUUGUUUUGUCAAGAACUACAAUUGGUGCGUGGAUCUCACCUAUUACCGAGGGAACAGUUAACAAACUAACGAAAUUUAAUGGAGAGACUAGUUAUGUCGGCUCAAUCGUCGUCUUCGCAAACUGAGACUGUCGUCGAUGGCGAGACACAGGAGUGUCAAACACUAAGAUUAUGUCUUAAAAAACCAAAAUCAGACAAAAAAGUCAAAUGGACACAAGGCACCGUAGAUAAUGAACACAUGAACAAAAAAAAAUCAAAGUGCUGUUGCAUCUAUGAAAAACCUAAAAAGUUUGGUGAGAGCAGCUCAGAAGAUAGCGAUGAUGAAUGUGAACAUUGUCAUGGAAGUAAAGAUGCACAUAAAAAACCAACUCAUAAUUCAGACGAACCUCCUAGUGAAACAAUUUCAUCGCAUCCAGAACCUAUUUCUACAGGAGGUUCAGCUUAAAAUUGGGAAACUGCUGUUAAAAUUCUAACUCAAUGUCUGUGUUUGAGAAACAAAACCUAAUUGUUAAUUUGAAGGCAAGUGUGUUUGACUGUGAUUUAUAUAAGUGCAUACAUAAAGAUCUAUAUGUAAAUAUAUGUAUUUGUAUACACAUGUAUACACACAUGUAUGUUUAAAAUUGUUCAUUUAUGCGUAGAAAAUAAUUUAUUUCAUUAAACAGUGAAGCAUAAUUAUGUUUUCUUAUCCAUUA
Messenger RNA from Trichogramma pretiosum, 927 nucleotides. RefSeq names its product protein phosphatase 1 regulatory subunit 11. Gene Ontology annotation, cellular component: nucleus. Lineage: Eukaryota; Metazoa; Arthropoda; Insecta; Hymenoptera; Trichogrammatidae. The record is from RefSeq and is a predicted model, not a curated record. The transcript has 4 exons. Bases 315 to 680 code for a protein of 121 amino acids. Gene Ontology annotation, molecular function: protein serine/threonine phosphatase inhibitor activity; protein phosphatase 1 binding.